AUGAGCCCUCCUUGGCUUGAGGUAGCUCUGGUGUCUGUUUCCGAAGUGGAGUCUGCUGAGCUCGUGUCAGUGAAUUUCGACUAUACCCACCAUCAGGUAUACCAUUGGAUUAGUGGAGAAAGACGUAGACUACCAUUCCAACGUAACAGACAACGAACACGCAAGCCUCAAUUCUUAUCCAUUGACACGAGCUCAGCAGACUCCACUUCGGAAACAGACACCAGAGCUACCUCAAGCCAAGGAGGGCUCAUCAGAGAUACACAACAAACCCAAUCAUCAACUUUUUUAGGGCCGGAACGACACACAAACGAUCCCCCUGGCAAAUAUCAACGCACAAGGAGAGGUUCAAAAGACGCAGAUUUAUCAGAAGAGGACAGAGGAACAAGAUCUAUAAAUACCAGAUCCAAACCACCAACCAGAAGGACAUAA
This is a messenger RNA of Pelobates cultripes (western spadefoot toad), 429 nucleotides long. The record is from the annotation of a GenBank genome assembly. Lineage: Eukaryota; Metazoa; Chordata; Amphibia; Anura; Pelobatidae.